This is a messenger RNA of Echinostoma caproni, 903 nucleotides long. The record is from the annotation of a GenBank genome assembly. NCBI's taxonomy places the organism in Eukaryota, Metazoa, Platyhelminthes, Trematoda, Plagiorchiida, Echinostomatidae.
AUGGAUGACAGUCUGAUUGUUUUCCAACGGGAUUCAGGAACGGAAGCCAGUUCCCAGGGGCCCGUCGAACCGGAGGCCACAUCAGACUCAUCUGCCAUUCGCCCCGGUCAGCCUUCUCGUCGUCAGCUGAAUAGAACCACUUCUACAUCCGACCCGAUCGCCUCAUCCUCUUGGUAUUUGUACAUCCAAAUGCAACUGUGCUCACAAAUGAGUCUUCGAGAUUGGCUAACCAGAAACAAUCAUGUCGCGGCACGACCCCCGCGGUCGGAACUGUACUGCAUGUUUUGGCAAAUUGUGGACGCUGUAGCUUACCUACACGCACAUGAACUGAUGCAUCGUGAUCUGAAACCGUCCAAUAUUCUGUUUGACUCGACGAAUCGGCUCAAACUGGCCGAUUUCGGUCUGGUCACGUCGUUCGCGAAUGAUGACUAUAGUAGUACAGGUAAUAGUCCUGUUCUGUCUGGGGAUCAUGCGUCCAGUGCUCAUCGGUCCACGUCUGACUGUACAAACCCAACCGAUCAACGGGAUUCUGGGACGGCGGACUCUUGGAACGGUUCCGACAGAGAACAGUUGUCUUCUAGCAGUAUUCGCCGUAAAUAUUUUGGGAUCCGAACCACCCGUCGACACACGGAUGAUGUGGGUACAGAUUUGUACAUGAGUCCGGAACAGGAGCGACACGAACGAUACGAUCGCAAGGUGGACAUCUUCUCACUGGGUCUCAUCUUUCUCGAAUUGUUGCUGCCAUUCGAGACGGAUAUGGAACGCAUUUGUACCUUGUUACAGGCUAAAAGACAACUUCUACCCGAUCGGUUUUCCGCGGAUUGUCCACUUGAGGUGAGUGCCGGUUGUAUUGGGAAAGUGUUGUCUGAUUUUUUCGUGCAUUUUACAAAAAUAUCGAGAUGA